Messenger RNA from Columba livia (rock pigeon), 3197 nucleotides. RefSeq names its product MAPK interacting serine/threonine kinase 1 (gene MKNK1). The record is from RefSeq and is a predicted model, not a curated record. Gene Ontology annotation, biological process: protein autophosphorylation; peptidyl-serine phosphorylation; intracellular signal transduction. Gene Ontology annotation, molecular function: ATP binding; calcium-dependent protein serine/threonine kinase activity; calcium/calmodulin-dependent protein kinase activity. Lineage: Eukaryota; Metazoa; Chordata; Aves; Columbiformes; Columbidae. Bases 437 to 1675 code for a protein of 412 amino acids. Gene Ontology annotation, cellular component: nucleus; cytoplasm. The transcript has 14 exons.
UUGCGCCGGUGCCUGGCGCGCAUGCGCGCUCCCGCCUCUCCCCACACAGAAGCCGGGGCGGAGGUUCGGGACCCCACAGCGCCGCCCCGCCGAGGUGGCCGCCAUGCAGGUGCUGGAUGGAAGCAAGGCAAAACACACUUGUGGAGCUGAACCUCUUCUGCUGCAGUUGUAAAGCUGCAGAACAACCUGGCUCCAGCAAGACCCAGUUGUGAAGUGGAUGGUCGUGCCCAGACUCUCUGCUUAAACUGCUUUCUUCUGUUGAAUUCAAACGCACAAACAAGGUUUCUUCUCAUAUUUGAGUGAGAGGUGGCAGCCUGUGAGGAAGACAGAGAAACUUUUGGCUAGCUUAAGAACACGAGCACACAAAAGCAUGUUCAUUUUCUCCUAAAGUAACUGAUUGUGUGUUAAAGGCACCUUUGUAUCCUGCCACGCAGAGAUGGUCAGCAGUCAGCCUCUCCCCAUAGCAGACAGUGGCAAAAGGAAGAAGAAAAAAAGAACCAGAGCCACAGAUCACGUCCCUGGGAAGUUUGAAGACUUGUACAAGUUGACUGCGGAGCUGCUUGGUGAGGGAGCGUAUGCCAAAGUUCAGGGUGCUGUCAGCCUCCAGACUGGGAAAGAAUAUGCAGUAAAAAUUAUUGAAAAAAAUGCUGGGCAUAGUCGGAGUCGGGUUUUUCGCGAGAUAGAAACGCUCUACCAGUGUCAGGGUAACAAGAACAUUUUGGAGUUAAUAGAAUUUUUUGAAGACGACACAAGAUACUACCUUGUCUUUGAGAAGCUGCGAGGAGGUUCAAUCCUGGCCCAUAUACAGAAGCGGAAGCACUUCAAUGAACGAGAAGCCAGCAAAGUGGUGAGAGAUAUUGCCUCUGCUCUGGAUUUUCUUCAUACAAAAGGUAUUGCUCACAGGGACCUGAAGCCUGAAAACAUCUUGUGCGAAUCUCCAGAAAAGGUAUCACCAGUUAAAAUAUGUGACUUUGAUCUUGGUAGCGGGGUGAAGCUGAACAGCGCAUGUACUCCAAUAACUACUCCUGAAUUAACAACGCCGUGUGGGUCUGCAGAAUACAUGGCACCUGAGGUGGUCGAAGUCUUCAUGGAGGAGGCCACGUUCUACGAUAAGCGAUGUGAUCUUUGGAGCCUGGGAGUGAUCCUGUACAUCAUGCUCAGCGGUUACCCCCCUUUUGUGGGCAACUGUGGCGCAGACUGUGGCUGGGACAGAGGAGAAGUCUGCAGAGUGUGCCAGAACAAGCUUUUUGAGAGCAUUCAAGAAGGCAAGUACGAAUUUCCUGACAAGGACUGGUCACAUAUAUCCUCCGAGGCCAAAGAUCUCAUCUCAAAGUUGCUGGUUCGUGACGCCAAAGAACGACUUAGUGCUGCUCAAGUCUUGCAACAUUCAUGGGUGCAAGGACAGGCUCCUGAAAGGGGGUUACCUACUCCUCAAGUUCUUCAAAGGAACAGCAGCACAAAAGACCUGACGCUUUUUGCAGCCGAGGCCAUAGCCCUCAACCGCCAGCUGUCUCAGCACGAGAACGAGCUCAGCGCAGAGCAGGAGAGCUUGGCCCACGCCGUGUGUUCCAUGAAGCUUUCUCCUCCGUCCAAGUCCCGCCUCGCCAAGCGCAGAGCGAUGGCGCACGCCACCAAAACCAGUGACUUUCAGCCGGUUCCCCAUAAAGCCUUUUAGAUUUCUCUCUUGCUAUGGAUUGGCAAGAACAGCCUAUGUUCUUAUUUGGAUUUUCAGUGCUGAUAAAAGCUUCUCUGCUUCUGACUCUUUGAUUAGAAGCUUGCUCUUGCGAUGUGACUUGUAACUUUAAGGGGACGGCUUUUUAUGGGAAAGGUUUUUGCCUCUCAGAUUUGGUGCAUUAAGAUAAUUUAGUUGAUCUUUUUAAACUGGAGAAGAUGGGUUUGCUGCUGUAUCAUCUGAGGUGAUAAAUCACCGAGCUUUCCUUAUUUUCAUCUUAGAAGAGCAUGCUUUAAAUGCAAACUUGAAAACAUCAGAAAGAAUAAUAGGCUUUCUUGCUUUGCUGGCAGAGCCUCAUGUCUGUCCCUGCCUGUGGUUGAGCGGCAGGGGCUGUUUUCAGCCAACAGUGCCCUUCUGUCUGUAGUCUCAGGACACAAAGAUGACGACGGGGUGAAUUUCUGUCUCCGUUACCUUCAUUGGGCUUAAAUAGACGAGGAUGAUACUGUAAAGGUGCAAAGAUCGCUGGGGCUUGUAGAGAUGAAAAGGACUGGGGCGCUUUUUCAUCCUGUUGAUAGUUUGUGUGUGGAUGAAAGCUGGGGGUGUCUUAUUUCUUUACCUGACAUCUCUUUGUUCUUAACUAAAAUGUUCUCCAUAUCAUCUUUUUUUUGUGUGUGUGUGUCCCCUUCCCUGGCAUUUAGUCUUAAGUCUGAUAAGCACAGUGUAACAUACUGUUCAUAUGAUAGUUUAUAUUUAGUAUCAGGGGUUUUUUUCCUAUUUUAAUGCUAUCCUCAGUUACACCUUUCUGUAAACUCGUAUUUCCCCAGGUCCUUUUGUGUGUGUUACCUGGAGUUCUUAAUGUGAACGUACAGUCUUCAGUGAACUUUGGCAUGUGAAUAACGUGGGAUCAGGGAAUGCAGAGGUACAUCUGUACAAAAUCGGUGCUGCAGCUGUUGCGCUCUGGCCCCUGCAGGGAUCUCAGGCUGGGUGUCUUCCACUUGUAGUACUGUGGUGCACAAGGGGUCACAGUCAUUUGGAAGUGUACCGGCCAAAAAGCUGAGGAUUAUAAGUGACCAAGGUGACGUGUCCGUGGACAAGGACGCAGAUGUUGAGCACUUUCUGAAACAUAAGCUGUGAAAAUCGGGCCGCUAGGAUGCCCGACAUGAUGCACCUUAAACUUGCCAGCAAUUUCUGAAACCCUCUGCCAGGGCAUUGUGUGGAGAGGGGGGGGAGGAGGCCCCCAAGCGCCAGCACAAAACCCUCCCGAGCAGAAUGAGAAGGAAUAAAGUAGCAGAUCCAGCAAGCGCUUGAAAAUUGAAAGGUCAAAGCUGAAUGUCUUUGCAUUCAGCGUGGUUUUACAUUAUCUUUUAGCAGUGUGCAUACAGCUAUUUUUGUACAACAUGCUUUAUUUUAUGACUAGUACUAAAGCUGUUAUUUAAGAGAUUUUAUACAUUGUGCCAGUAGACGGAUUAUGAAAUGUAUUUUGCUUUGUUUUUAUUAAAAUGCUUUAAGUUAAGAAUUUAUCACA